This is a messenger RNA of Pantherophis guttatus, 4212 nucleotides long. RefSeq names its product cytochrome b5 type A (gene CYB5A). Gene Ontology annotation, cellular component: endoplasmic reticulum membrane; intracellular membrane-bounded organelle. Gene Ontology annotation, molecular function: heme binding. NCBI's taxonomy places the organism in Eukaryota, Metazoa, Chordata, Lepidosauria, Squamata, Colubridae. The record is from RefSeq and is a predicted model, not a curated record.
AGAGGCUCAUAGGUCACUGCGCAGUUCAGUUCCGCCGCUCUGGUUGCUGGCGCUGCAGCUGCUGCCGCUGCUUCGCGUGGAAGUCUGAGUUUCCAUUGCAAAAGGAGAAAAGGGGACCGAACCAAGCGGCGAUGACGAAGUCCAGCGGCGACAAGUCCGAGAAAGAACCGUGGCGGGGUUGCUAUUACACGCUCGAGGAAGUCCAGAAACACAAUCAUAGCCAGAGUACUUGGAUUAUUAUACACCGUCGCAUAUACGAUCUCUCAAAGUUUUUAGAAGAACAUCCUGGUGGAGAAGAAGUGCUAAGGGAACAAGCAGGCGGAGAUGCAACAGAAAGUUUUGAAGAUGUUGGACAUUCUACAGAUGCCCGGACAUUGUCAGAAACGUUUAUUAUAGGGGAGCUUCAUCCAGAUGAUUGGGAAAAAGUUGAAAAACCAACGGGCCCUUAUAUUACCACUGUUGAGUCUAACAUCAGUUCAUGGACCAACUGGGUGAUUCCAGCAAUAGCAGCUAUCAUUGUGGCCCUUAUGUAUCGCUUCUACAUAUCGGAGUAAACCCAGUAGUAAGGUGUAAUAAUGGGACACUCUGUUUUGGGCAAGAAAAUGAAAUAUAUACCUAGGGACGCCGCAUCAGGACAGCAUCUUAAAAUCAACUUUAAAGAAGUGUAUUCCUCUUUUUAUCGGAAAUUCAGAAUUAAAUUGUUUUAAUACCAUCCUACAUAAUGCUGCCUUUUUCUAUUUUGUUUUCAAAUACUAAUAUUUUUUUCUUUUAUAUCUUCAUGUCUAUCGUUUAAUCGUAUGAUGCUAAAAUGCUGCUCUUAAAAUUAAGAACACUCACAUAAGUCUUCAGUUUCUUACUAUUUAAAAUUUGUCUGAUUCUUUUUAAUGAUUCUUCUUUAGGCUUCGUUUACAAAAAUAAGUACAUGGAAGAUUGUGUCUGUGCAAAUUUUCCCAUCUUUGCCAUCGCUUAUGUUCUGAUAUAUUUUCUUUGUUGUAUAGCUGUAUUAUUUUUAAAGAGUUCUCAGUAUGGGAAAUGAUAAACACUCAAAAUAAUUUCAAUUUUGUUAAUAAGGAUAUUGCUGUGGAUCCAAAUAUUUCAUUGUGUAAAAUAAAAUACUAAUUAUCCUUAAAUGAUUUGAGAUAGGGAGGAUUUAUAAUAGGCACAAAAUUUUCAGUGGUCUUCAUUGUUUAUAUAAGAUCCAUUGAACUUCAUAAGAAACAAAGGAAAACAAUGGCAGAUAGAGGUAUAUGUGUUAAACAGUAGGUCAUAGGGAACAUUAAUUGAGAGCAAAUCUAGAUCUAAAUAACUUCAUCUUAAAAUGCUUAUGUACUGUGCUGUAUGGUUCUUGGCUGUAUUACGGAUCAUUGAUUUAUUAAAUUGUUGUACAGGUAUGAAACAGCAGGAUAGUGUCCCUUCAAAAACUUGUGCAAGAAAUAAAACAUUUUCUUGUGUCUGUAUACAAAGAAAAAAAAAGUACCAAUGAUUCUAUCUUAUUUGUGUUGCCAGCAAGAAGUUUGGAAAGUCUGUUGUAAAUUAUCCUGGGUAUGGAUUUCAGUUACCUUCCUAAAUAUACUAUGUCAUUAGAGUUCAUAUAUUUAUGUAACUCAUGAUAUAUAAGAUGUUCCUAUAAGAUUUGCCUGCCUUGCAGAAUUCAGUAGCUAAAAGCAACUACCUAAUUUCCAGCACCUAUUCAUGCUCCCUUGGUAAAAUAUUAUAAUUAUAUUACAAAAAUAUUGACACUUAUCCUAGGCCCAUUUCCCAUUUGCUGCAUGUUGACGGAGUUUAGCCCACAUCCCUGAAUUACUUUUCUCAAUGGCUUCAUGUAAGUGUUAAAGAGCAUGGACAAUAAAAUGGAUUCCUGAAGGACUCCAUGGAUUCCUGAAGGACACACCAUGUCACUCAACCUCAAUGAGACAGAAGAAUACUCCCGAAGACCAUGUUUUGGAAGUGGCCUUCCUAGUAGGAGUAGAAUCACCAUUCUACGGUAUCCCCAUAACCCAACAUUGACACACUAUCCAAGAGGUAACCAUGGUUGAUAGUAUCAAAAAACUCUGGGAGAUCCAGGUGGCCCAAAAGAGUCAUAUUCUCCCUACCUUUUUCCUGCUACAGGUUAUCCCACGGGGUGACCAAGAUGAUUUCUAUUCUAUAAACAUCCCUAAAACUGAAUUAACAUGGAUCUAGAAAAUCAUUUUCAUACAAUAGAGCCUUGAAUUGAUCAUUAGAAUAGUUAAUAAUUAAACAAAUAUAAAUGAUAUUAGGUUUUGAAAAUGUCAAAUGAUUAUAUUGGUCUGUUCUUCUAAACGCUGGUAGAAUUUGUUUGAAAUAAGAGAGUUGGAAGGAACCUUGGAGGUCUUCUAGUCCAAUCCCCUGCUCAAGCAAAAGAUCCUAUACCAUUUCAGACAAAUGGUUCUCUUAAUCUCUCCUUAAAAAUCUCCAGUAAUGGAACACCACAACUUCUGAAAGCAAGCCGCUCCACUGUUUAAUAGUUCUGUCAGGAAAUUUCUCCUAAUUUCUAGGUUGGUUCUCUCCUUGAUUGGUUUCCAUCCAUUGCUUCUAGUCUUACCUUCAGGUACUUUGAAGAGGGUUGACCCCCUCUUCUUUGUGGCUGUCCCUUAGGUAUUGGAACAUUGCUAUCAUGUCACUCUAGUCCUCCUUUUCAUUAAACUAGAUAUACCCAAUUCCUGCAACCGUUCUUCAUGUUUUAGCCUCCAGUCGCCUAAUCAUCUUGUUGCUCUUCUCUGCACUCUUUAUAGAGUCUCAACAUCUUUUAUGAAUGAAGGCAAAUACAUGUGUCCUAGGAUAAUGUUGCAGGAUCCAAUCUGGGUUGGUCACUGGGGCCAGAGGUUUAGUCUUCCUAGCUUUUGGACCCCUGCUGGAGCCCAUCCUCUGGGAACGUCUCUACGGGAACCUUCAUUUAUCUGAAAGCUCAGAAGAUUAAACCUAUGAUCCAGGUGACCAACCCAGAUUGGAUUCAACAUCUUUUUAUAACGUGGCAACCAAAACUGGAUGCAAUAUUCCAAGUGUGAUCUUACUAAGGCAUUAUAAAGUGAUACUAACACUUCAUGUGAUCUUGAUUCUAUCCCUCUAUUAAUGUAGCCUAGGACUGCAUUGGGUUUUUUGGUGGCUACAGCAUACUCCUGACUCAUGUUUAAGUGAUUGUCCCUUGACACUAGGACAAAUGAAAGUUAUUAAAAGUUGUAAAAAUGAGUAAAAAUUAAUACAAACUAAAAUUGAGUAAGAAGGAAAAAAGGAAUAAAUAAAUAAGAGAGAAAGCUAAAGUGCCAAAAGGAAAAAAAAAAGCUGGAUGAAAACUAGAAUAUAUAUAUAAAAAAAGAAAUGGCUUCUGAUCUUUGCAGUAGUUGUAAGUACAAUUGUAGAUUUCUUCCUUUCUCUAAAGUUUUAUCAUGAUUCUUCUUUUUAUAAUCUGUCCUAUCUAAUUGUCAAAACCAUAGAACAUAAGUUCAUUUUUUCCCUUUUUAAUGCAAAAAGUCCAUAAGGAGUUUCCAGUCAUCAAUAUACAUCUUUCCUCUAAUCAAACAAUUUGGCCAUCUCAACAAGCUCUGUUAUCUUCACCAACUACUCCUGUAAUAAGCUUGCCAAAUCUUUCCAUCUUUCUCUAUACAAUAAUCUUGCUUUAGUUAUAUAUAAAAACAAAGUUCCAUGAAAUUGUAUUUUAAAAAGCUUUAAGCAAUAUUAAAAAUGUAAUUCAUGACAGCAGGGAAUUGCUACUUUAUUGUUCCGUAUAAUUCAAUAACUGAUAUUUUAAAUGUAAAUGUUCUAAAUAUUUGAGUUUAUAAUGACUAUAAUUUGAAUGAAAGUAUCCAUAAAUUUGUUAUCUUGGGCAACAAAAAGAUAUCUGGAUUUUUUUAAAUUGCAAUUUGUAGGACUAAAAGUAAAACAAGUGAAGGAAGGAAAAUGCUUUUCUGUAAAACUAGAUUUAAAUAAUUGGAUACUUUUCUUCUUUUAAAAGACACAAAUACUUGGUUAAUUUUAAGGUUUGAUAAUGCUAUGAACUGACAACUUUUCAAAUAUUGUAAUGUCAUCAUGUAAUUUCAUGAUUGCUCUUGCUACUUACAGGUUACUUUUUCUUUCUGAAAAUUAAAGGUGUUAUUAAUUCCAAGAAUAUGAUUGCUAAUGAGAGUCUGUAUAUGACUGUGGCAGGUUAUAACUGAUACUGUAUAUAUAAAAAAUAAAUACAAUUGCUGAAGUUGA